Molecule: messenger RNA, 4195 nt
Organism: Scomber scombrus (Atlantic mackerel)
Lineage: Eukaryota; Metazoa; Chordata; Actinopteri; Scombriformes; Scombridae
Gene: stat6
Product: signal transducer and activator of transcription 6, interleukin-4 induced
Exons: 21
Coding region: 257-2599 (780 amino acids)
Biological process (GO): defense response; response to peptide hormone; cytokine-mediated signaling pathway
Molecular function (GO): DNA-binding transcription factor activity, RNA polymerase II-specific; RNA polymerase II cis-regulatory region sequence-specific DNA binding
Source: RefSeq, a predicted model, not a curated record
UGAGACUUAAUCUACUGUCUGCGUUGAGGGAAAAAAAGUUGUCCGUGCCUACUCGACGAGCUGCUCGGCGAUCUAAAUUCAUUUCUCCUCGGUUCAAAACAACAAAAAGUAUCAAGUUUUCUGCGUCAAAUUGAGUGAUGGGGGCAGGAAAUGUUCAAUAGGAUAUUCGGACUGGCUGUGUACUUAUGAGACAGAAGAGGAGGAAGAGGUGACGGAUCACAACACUGUCAGUGUUUUGCUGAAGCCCUGCUCAAUCAUGGCCCAGUGGAUGCACAUGACCCAGCUGAUACAGUAUCUGCCUGGACCGACGGUCAAUGACCUCUACCCCUCAAAUUCCUUCCCCAUAGAAGUCAGACAUUUUUUAGCCGAAUGGAUUGAGAAGCAAAGAUGGGAGGACUUUGUAUUAGAAAAUGUGGAGCAGGAGGGCCAGGCUACGGCUCUGUUGGACCAGCUCAUCCACAUGCUGCAGUCGAUGGCUCAAGAUAACGCCAAUGUGGUGGAGAAGAUGAAGCUGUUGCAGAUCAGCAGGAACAUGAACAGUUUUCAGCAGCAGCCUCUGCAGUUUGGAGUGAUGGUCAGGGACAUGCUCAGGAAGGAGAGGUCUCUGCUCAGAUCUCACCCAACAAUAAUCAGCCCUCCACAGUACCCACAGUAUAGAGAGUCCUCGUUCACAGAGUCCUCAGAUUUGGAUAAGCUGGUUUUGAAGGUGCUGGAGAUCCAGGAAGUCCGGCAAAAGUUGCACCAGAUGCAAGAGGAGCUCAACUGGGAGAGACAGAACUAUGAGUCUAUAGGCACGAUCCAGCAGAACGGACUGGAACCCACAGCUGGAGAAAUCCAGAAACUCCAGAACCACAUCCAGCAAAUGGAGUACACAAUGAAAAGCUUGGCCACAAAACGAUUCCAGUCACUGAAGGAGUGUGUGGACUGUCUGGACCAGUGUCAGACCCGACUCAUCGGUAGGCUGAAGGUGUGGAGGUGGGAACAGCACAAGGCCACCAUCGGACAUCCGUUUGAUGACAACCUCAACGUCCUGCAGACCUGCUGUGAGCAGCUGCUUGGGGUGAACGGGAAGCUGAGACAGGAACUGAUGCUGAUAGGGGAACCAAUUCCAGAACUUCAGGAGAGACUUUUGCAACUUCUGCAGGAUCUGAUUCAAAGCUCUCUUUUAGUGGACAAGCAGCCCCCUCAGGUCAUUAAGACUCAGUCUAAAUUCUCCACUACUGUGCGAUAUCUGCUGGGGGAGAAAGUGGCUCCGGGGAAGCCUGUGCUGCUGAAGGCACAAAUCAUCACUGAGCUGCAGGCAAGGAGCCUGGGCAGCGUACCCAGUGAUAAUGUCGGGGAACUGAUCAACAAUACAGCUAUCCUAGAACACAACACAGCCAGCAAGAGCACAUGUGCCACCUUCAGGAAUAUGUCCAUCAAGAAGAUCAAGAGAGCAGACAGGAAGGGAUCAGAGUCAGUCACAGAGGAGAAAUUUGCCCUCUUGUUCUCAACAGAAAUCAGUAUCACAGGCUGUGACACUCCCUACAGGAUACAGAUGAUCUCACUGCCGGUAGUCGUCAUUGUCCAUGGCAGUCAAGACAACAACGCUCUGGCCACCAUAAUAUGGGACUGUGCUUUUUCUGAACCAGACAGAGUGCCGUUCGUGGUGCCAGAGCGUGUGCCGUGGAGGCUGAUGUGCAGCACUCUCAACAGUAAAUUCACCUCCGAGGUUCAGACACAACACAACCUAGACCAAUACAACCAGCUAUUCUUGGCCCAGAAAAUCUUUGACAAGCCCGACUUUACUGACGACUUCAGCAACAUGAUGGUUUCCUGGGCUCAGUUUAACAAGGAGGUUCUCCCAGGUCGACCAUUCACUUUCUGGCAGUGGUUUGAGGGAGUUAUGGACCUGACCAAGAAGCACCUGAAAACUUACUGGAGCGACGGGCUGAUAUUCGGUUUCAUUGGGAAACAGCAUCUACACCUGAUUCUCAAAGACAGGCCCAAUGGGACAUUCUUGCUUCGUUUUAGUGACUCUGAGAUUGGAGGCAUCACAAUUGCUUAUGUGUCUGCUACAGAGAAUGGGGGACAAAAAAUCCAGAACAUCCAGCCCUUUACUAAGAGAGAUCUUGAGAUCCGUAGCCUUGGUGACCGCAUCCUAGACAUAAACCACAUAACGUUUCUGUAUCCUGAGUUUCCUAAACAUAAGGCUUUCCAAAAGUAUUACACAGAGCCUCAACAUCCACCCAGCGGGGGCUAUAUCCCUGUAUCACUCCAAACUAAAGUGGGCAUGGACGCUGGCUCAGCUGCACUCCCUGUUUCCAAUAUGACUUCUCAUGCUGAAAGUCCUCACAAUGUUGUUGCCUACCCCCUAGACGCUGGCUCAGCUACACAUCCUGGUUCCAAUCUGGAAAGCCCUCACAGUGCUGUUCCUUACUCCAUGCAUCAGUUCCAGCAACCAUUCAGCCCGCAAGAGUCCAUCAAUCAAGAACAAAUGGAAACUACAGUGUCUCCUGCUGAGUUCAACCAAAACUCUCCUGUUGUCUUCCCUGACAUGAGCUCAAAUGACAAUAUGGAACUAGUUUUAGACACUCUUCUCAAGGAUCUGGGGCAAUAGGAAGAUUUCCCAUCAGAGCUGUUUUGGAGUGUAAAGCUGACACUGAAUAAGUACGGGAGACAAACUUGUCCAUCUUAUCUUCAUAUGAAAAAAUUGCCACAUUUUGUACAGACUUUCUCCCUUCAUUUCCAUCAUCAUCCAUCUUCAGCCUUAUCUACUCUGGUUUAACCAGAAUGUAAAGUACUGUCAUCGCUGUCCAUCGGCUGUGCCUUGUUGUGCACCGUUUUUUAAACCUUUUCUUUUCUCUCCUUCUCCUGUUGGUAGGUUUGUUGAUGUUGAUUUAUUUGUUAAUCUGUUUGUACUAUAUUCCAUGCAUUUUGGAAAAUAAGUGAAUUACUGUACAGAUUACAGUGCUUAUCCAGCAACAACUUAACACGUGAACACGGUAACGGAACAUAUUGCAUGUUGUUCUCUGUGUUUGGUGCAUGCUUUUGCUUUGUUUUUUUAGUCAUGAUGAGGCUAAAAAUGUUUGUAGUAUUUCCCUAUAUAUAUAUAUAUAUAUAUAUAUAUAUAUAUAUAUAUAUAUAUAUAUAUGUGUGUGUGUGUGUGUAUAUAAUUCCUCCUUGUGAUCGAAAAGCCUGGCUUUGCCUCAGCUAUAGUUUGUGAUACAGCCAUUACACUCCUUAUUCCAGUAAUGAAGAGUAUGCAUGAUAAAUACUUCAUAACUCAGCCGUGUUGAAAUCAGUGUUUAUAUCCCUAACCUUCUCUGUGGUAUAGUGAGGAUAAGGAACAUGUAAGGAACAAGACGCUUCUCUGAAACUGUUGACUGUGAAACUAUACCACAUCACAUAUAAUGCAGCAGUGGUGUUGAUGAUGGUGUUGGGCAAUGUUGUUAUUAUAUCUGUCCAAUUAAAGACUCCAAUGUUUGUUUUAUGUAUAAUUUCUUAAAGCUUUUGUUGUUUUGAGCAUAGAUGUUACAUGGUUUUGAUUUUGUAUUUCUGAUGCCCUUAUGCAAAAAAGUGUUUCAGUAUGCAGGUGACAAAUCUGUGACAGAAAUAGUUAAAGUAAAUGAUCAAAAAUAUAUCGUACUUUUUAAUUAUUCUUAUUUCAAUCUCAUGUAAAUUCUCCAAUUGUUAUUUUAUGUGACAAAAAAUGAUGUCAUGCUGUUAGGAGGCUUUCAUAACACAUUCCUAUGUCAGGUUCCUGUUCUUUGUUGUUAGAUUUGUGUAUUUUAAAAGAGUAUAAUAGCUGUUGGGGAUAAAGUUAAAAGUAAAGUAAAAGUAAAGUAAAGAGCAGUAAUUAGCACUGCAGUUAAGAGUAAAACUAUAUAAUAAUGAGGAUGUAUAUAUCUUUGCUUCGUGGGGAGCCCUAAAUUAAAUUUUUCUUGGAUUUUAUUCACUGGUCUGUUGCUCAUCUGAAUGUAUAUCAAAAUCUAUCUUCUCCAUCAACCAUAAAAGCUUUGCACUACCUACCAUUACAUUAUCAAUGUUGUGUGUACACAAUAAUAGUAUAAAGGUGUGUUGGAUGUAUCAGAUAUAUUUGAUGAAAAUCCUUUCGUAUUUUGUGGAUCGAUGUUUAGAUAAAUCAUUCUAAGGCUAAAAUCCAUAUAUUCUUUCAUCUGUGGUGACAAAUAAAAUCUCAGUUUUUCUCAAAAUA